UUUGGAACUGUCAUAGAGCUGUGCGAUCCGAUCAAUUGAUUAUUUUUGUGAAUAAUUCUUCCUCGAUUUCCAGUUAGUUCAGUUUUUAUUUUCAAUGUGAAUACUUUAUACUUGUGAGGUGUACAUUUACUGUUAUUUCAGUAAAGCUAAAAUAGAAUUCUGAUAAAAAAGAAUCUAGAUCCCGUUACAUAUACUGUCUUCACUUGCCACGUUCUGUUAAACAAAUCCUUGUGAAGUAGAAAAUGUUAUUUUUAUCUUAAUUAGAUCAAUAAAAUAAUAAAAGAAACAACAUGUCGAGUAUGUCAGAUCGGAAAGCUGAGCUGGAGCGCAAGAAAGCAAAGCUCCAGGCUCUCCGGGAGGAGAAGGAUCGCCGGCGACGCGAGAAGGAACAGAAAGAUGCUGAGGAGGCCUUGCAACGGGCGUCAACAGCGUCCUCAAUCGACAGCCGGCGGGACCUCGACGAGAUGCUCUCGUCCCUGGGAGUGGCCCCGGUCAAGGACGUCCUGUCAUCUCUGUCUUCGAUGACGUCACUCACUCCGCCUCAAACCGCCUCGCCCGAUGUCAGUCUCCCGCACACGGAUAAAGUUAGCCUACCAUCCCAAGGUGGCGUCAAGAAACCGACUCAGCUGCAAGUGGUUUCGGUGCAGUCCACCGACAUACCGCCGAAAGAGAACGUGACAUACGCCAAACAAACUCAGACCACCACAUCGGGGGUCACUGAACUGCGAGAUGGAUACAUGGAGGACUGGUGGCGGCCGCGCAAAGCACACGCAACCGAUUACUACGAUGAGUACAAUCUAAACCCGGGUUUAGAGUGGGAGGACGAGUUUACAGUGCUUACAUUCGACGGUGACGCCGCGCGACAAGGUGACGAAGAGGACGCCGCGUUCCAUGGGAAACUUCCCCCGGGAAUUCUGCCGCACGGGCUGCCCACGGUCAAGGAGGUGCAGCCGGCCGUCACAGCAGCGCCUGUGGAGAAGAAGGAGGAAGAGAAGGAGAAGAAAGUACGCGAGCUGAGCGCAGACGAGAAGCAGACCAUCAUGCUGUCUUCGGAGUUCCAAAGGUUCAUGUCCCGGGCGGGGCGAGUCAUCGAGAGGGCAUUAGCCGAGUCUGUGGACAUCUACAAGGAUUAUACGGGCGGAGGGGAUAGUGAGAACGCUGUCGACGACAAAUCCAUCGCGAAGCUCUCCCUCAUGAGGACAUUCUACGACGAGCGCUGGUCACGCGGCCGUUGCGUCACGUGUCUCGACUGGUCUUCGGCCCACCCCGAACUGCUCCUGGCUUCGUACCACAACAGCGACGACGCCCCCCACGACCCAGACGGCGUCUGCCUGGUGUGGAACACCAAGUUCAAGAAGACCACUCCGGAAGACAUCUUCCAUUGUCAGUCGCCGGUCAUGAGCGCUACAUUUGCGAGGUUCCAUCCAAACCUGAUCCUGGGCGGAACGUACUCCGGUCAGAUAGUGCUGUGGGACAACCGCAUUCAGAAGCGCACGCCAGUACAGCGCACCCCCCUCUCAUCUUUGGCUCACACGCAUCCAGUGUACUGCCUAUCGGUGGUAGGCAGCCAGAACGCCCACAACCUGAUCUCCGUAUCCACUGACGGGCGCCUGUGUUCCUGGUCCUUGGACAUGCUGUCUCAGCCCCAGGAGACCCUGGAACUGCAGCAUCGCCAGAGCAAGGCUGUGGCCGUCACCGCUAUGGGCUUCCCCCAUGGAGACGUCAAUAACUUUAUCUUGGGAAGCGAAGACGGGAAUGUUUAUACUGGCUGCCUGUACGGCCAGCGCGCCGGCGUGACCGAAUGCAUCGAGGCCCACGCCGGCCCCGUCACAGGCGUGGCCUGCCACGCGGCCGCCGGAGCCCUGGACCUGGCGCACCUGUACCUCACCUGCUCCGUGGACUGGUCGGUCAAGCUGUGGUCCUCCAAGCAGACCAAGCCGCUGUACUCGUUCGAGGAGAGUUUGGAUUACGUCACGGACGUGAGGUGGUCUCCUGCGCACCCGGCUUUGUUCGCGGCGACCGACGCGGCAGGGAGAUUGCUGCUGUGGGAUCUCAAUACCGAUACAGAGGUGCCGCUGGCCACGGUGCAGCCGGCGGCGGGCGGCGCGCUGAGCCGCGCGUCGUGGGCGCCCGGCGGCGCGCUGCUCACGGCCGGCGACGACGCCGGCAAGAUCUACCUCUACGAGCUGGCCGAUCACGUCGCCCAACCGCGCCACGACGAAUGGACGAAAUUCGUGUACACAUUGCAAGAGCUGAAGAACAACCAGGCCGAUGAAGAAACUGACCGACUGAGCUUGGCUCCGAGCGGACCUCCCAGCCUCACUUCUAUAGCCAGCAACCCGCUGAGAUAACUGGCCUGGGAUGUGCGCUGUGGCUGGGAUCUGUAGUCACACCAAACAGCGGAAAGUUUCUCGGAUACUGUUAUAGUUCUCUGCUUAAUUGAAAUUCUAUAUAACAUCAUAGGAAAUAUCUGAAGGCUUUGACAUCUAGACAAGAUUAUUACCAAUACUGACAGAUGUAUGCAUUUGGUAAAAUAUAAUACAAACAGGGCAGGUCAGGAUGCAGGCAGGCAAUAUAUUGUAAAAAAUCAGCUGAAUAUAUUUAAAGCUAAAAUAGAAAUGCGUAGAACAUAAAUUUUUACGGGAGUGAAUUAUAAAGAAUAGUGUUGCCGAAUUAUCGAUAGUUUUACUAUCCAUAGAUCAUUUUACACACUAGUAAAGAAUGUGUACAUUUGAAGUGAAAAACGAUGAAACAUUAUUUACUAAAUCAUCGCUGAUUUUUGAUUGAGUUGGUGAUCUCUAAAUUGCUAUAAUAAAUAAUAUUUUCAGGAGAUUGCAAGACAUAAAGUAUUCAAAUUAAAACUAUGUUGGUAAGUUUUGCUGUGCUAAAACAUAUAUCACUAUUUUUUUUCUAAGAUGGUUGGUAAAUGUCCUGACCAUUUUUUUUUAUAUUAUCAGUAUAUUGGACCAAUAAGGUCUAGGCAUAAUUUGUAUGUUAUGGAAAGGAAUACAUGGAUUGAGAUUGCAUUGUAAUGUAAAAUGUUUUAUUGAUAACAAUAUAAUAGUAAAAUUACUAUCUGCACAACUUUUUAUGUAGCAUAGAAAAUUGUUGCUGGUAUAAAAAUGUAGUAUGCAUAAAAAUCUAAUAUGAUUACUAAGUAUGUAAUAUAUCCGUUAGUUUACUACAUAUUAUUUAAUAAAUCCUUACUUAAAUAACAUCUUUGUCUUAAGUAUUCAUAUAAAAUAUGAAAGGAAGGAAAAUAAAAAUAACGAGAGGAAUCUUGCACGCAGAUUGAAAUAAUUGAAGUGCCGUAUUGUUUCCGGCGCUUUAAAUUUGGUCACUCCAUAUCUUUUCAUGGAUGGCGUUAAAGCCGACCAAGGGAAAGGCUUAUAAACUUGGGAUUUUUUUUGUUGGCGAUGGUCUAUCAACCUGUCGGUAAUUGAAUCUCAACAUACAUACAUACAUAUAAUCACGUCUAUAUCCCUUGCGGGGUAGACAGAGCUAACAGUCUUGAAAAGACUGAUAGGCCACGUUCACCUAUUUGGCUUUAACAUAGAAUUGAGAUUUAAAUAGCGACAGGUUGCUAGCCCAUCGCCCAAAUGAAGAAUCCCAAGUUUAUAAGCCUACCCCUUAGUCGCCUUUUACGACAUCCAUGGGAGAGAGAUGGAGUGGUCCUAUUCUUUUUUCUAUUCCAUCAUUAAGUCCAACAGCUGAACGUGGCCUGUCAAUCUUUUAAAAGAGAUUGUCGGUUCUGUCUACCCCGCAAUAUAUCCCAUUGCCGGGAACCAGCUGGUACUAGCUAAUAUAAGAAAACAGCAUAAUUGCCUUGUAGACAUUCGUUGAUAGGCCUGUAGAUAGGUGUCGCUUUGCAUCACCCGCGUUUCCUGCAUCACAUUUCCUCCUUAGGGGAAGACUUACCAGGACAAAUGUCAGAAAUAAUGUUGGCUAUUCAUUAUUUUAGAACUUAUUGCAGCUAUUAUAUUUUUGUAUAUUAAAGCCAUAAUUUAUCGUGGCCUCUCAGUCUUUUCAAGACUGUUGGCUCUGUCUACCCCGCAAGGGAUAUAGACGUGAUUAUAUAUGUGUAUAUCAAAUAGAUUGUAUGCAUUAAGGUCAUAGGUUAUGUUUACCACAGAUAGUGGCUAUAAUCGAUCGAUUACAUAAAAGUUAUACAAUUUUCUUCUUUGUAGAAAGGAUGUGAUAUACUGAUGAAAAAUAAGUGAAUGCUGGUUCAACGGAAGGAAUUGUCUAUAAAGAGAUAUUUUGUCGGACGUAUAGGUAAAGUUGUUAAUGUUAAAUUUAGUUUUUCAUAUUUACGCAAUAUUUAUUAAAAAGACAAGUAACAGAGUAUUAACUGAUAGAAUCAUUUGAAUAUCGUUUUCACUGACGGUUUUUAUAGAAAAAAUAUUAUAAAGUUGUUCAGUUUGAGUGAUGUUCAACGAGCGAUGUAACAUUAAAUUUUUAGUUGUACGCUUUAUUGUAAUUCUGCAAUGAAAUAAAGAUGCUUUCAUUGA
Amyelois transitella is the source of this 4511-nucleotide messenger RNA. It is a transcript of the gene sw, whose product is annotated as cytoplasmic dynein 1 intermediate chain. The transcript has 16 exons. Gene Ontology annotation, molecular function: dynein heavy chain binding; dynein light chain binding. Bases 291 to 2351 code for a protein of 686 amino acids. NCBI's taxonomy places the organism in Eukaryota, Metazoa, Arthropoda, Insecta, Lepidoptera, Pyralidae. Gene Ontology annotation, biological process: transport along microtubule. The record is from RefSeq and is a predicted model, not a curated record. Gene Ontology annotation, cellular component: cytoplasmic dynein complex.